Messenger RNA from Triticum turgidum subsp. durum (durum wheat), 1326 nucleotides. Lineage: Eukaryota; Viridiplantae; Streptophyta; Magnoliopsida; Poales; Poaceae. The record is from the annotation of a GenBank genome assembly.
AUGAUGCGCGCCUCGCCGGCACGGCCGAUCACAUGCGGUCACCUGACCGUCGCCGAACACCGCCGCUCGGUCGGGAGGUUGGACACACGGCGAGGUUUCUACCAACCGCGCGGAAAGGAUAAGAAGUCGUCGCGCCAACUGCACGGCGCCCACACGGCCCACCCUUCCCGGCCCCAUCCCCUCCACACGUCACCGAAUCCAACGGACGUACGCAACCCGACGGCCAUGGCGUCCUCCGCCGCCGCAGCCGUCCCCGAGUCUGACCGCGCCGCCCUCGUCAAGGCCUUCGACGAGUCCCGCACCGGCGUCCGCGGCCUCGUCGAGUCCGGCGUCUCCACCGUCCCCGACCUCUUCGUCCACCCCGACCCCUACGCCUCCGUCCCGCUCGCUCCCCCCGGCGUCUCCAUCCCCGUCGUCGACCUCUCCCUCCCCGCGCCCGUCGCCGCCGCUGCCGCCGCGGCGGCCGCCCGUGACUGGGGCUUCUUCCACCUCGUCAACUACGAGGCCCUCGUCCCCGCCGACUACCCCGCGAGGGCCCUCGCCGCGGUGCGCGCCUUCAACGAGCUCCCCGCCCCCGAGCGCUCCGCGCACUACGGCCGGGCCAUGGGCGGCGGGGUCUCCUACUCCUCCAACGUGGACCUGUACCGCUCCGCCGCCGCGAGCUGGCGCGACACCAUCCAGGUGGGGUUCGGGCCUACGCGGCCCGACACGGAGCGCAUCCCGCCGGUGUGCCGCUCGGAGAUCCUCGAGUGGGAAGCGCACACCACCGCGGUGGCCCGCGCAGUGAUGGCGCUGCUUUCCCAGGGGCUCGGGCUCAGCGAGGCGGCUCUGGAAGAGGCCUCGUGCCUGGAGGGGAAGGUCAUGGUCUGCCAUUACUACCCGGUGUGCCCGGAGCCUGAGCGCACCAUGGGAUUAGUCCCGCACACCGACCCCGGCGUGCUCACAGUCCUUGCACAGGAUGGCGUAGGUGGCCUGCAGGUGAAGCACACCAACGAGGACGGGGAGAGCUACUGGGUUGACGCGAAGCCUGUACCCGGCGCGCUUGUGAUCAAUGUUGGAGACCUCUUGCAGAUAAUGUCGAACGAUAAAUACACGAGCGUCGACCACAGGGUGGUGAUGAAUUCGCGUGAAGAAGCCAGAGUUUCGAUCGCCGUCUUCUUCAAUCCUGGGAAGCGAGGGGAUUCUGUUUUUUAUGGACCGCUGCCAGAGCUCGUUUCUUCAGAAAACCCAGCAAAGUACAGGAGUUUCACGAUGUCUGAGUUUUUCGGGGCCUUCUUCAAACGAGACCUUGCUAGCAAAGCUCUACUUGACAACUUCAAAUUGUAA